Brenthis ino (lesser marbled fritillary) is the source of this 1260-nucleotide messenger RNA. Lineage: Eukaryota; Metazoa; Arthropoda; Insecta; Lepidoptera; Nymphalidae. The record is from the annotation of a GenBank genome assembly.
AUGAUGAACGGUAUUAAAAUCAUCGCAGCGAAAACUUCUGGCACUAUGAUGGCCGCGUGCACUAUUAUGUUUCAGGCUGGAUCUAGAUAUGAAACUCAUGACGAUCUAGGCGCAUCUCACUUUCUCCGCGCAGCAUCCACAGGAUCUGGCCAAUGUUUUACAGCUUACUCCAAGUUACGUGUACUGCAGCAGAGUGGCGCCUACCUGACUUGCACAUCUGAUCGACAAUCAAUUGCGUACACUUUACGGUGUCCUUUAUUACAAUUUGGAGAAUUGAAACAUUAUCUUCUAGACACAGCUGUUAGAUGCUGUUAUCAUGAUUGGGAAGUGUCAUCUGAUAUUAAGUCACAAGUGAAAGGAGACAUCGUAAGGAUUUCUCCAGAACAACGUGUAAUUGACUUAAUUCAGAAAGCUUGCUGGGCUGGCCCACUCGCUAAUUCCGCUUUCUGUGAAGAUGAGAGGAUAGAUGAUAUGACAGGGGAGAAUUUAAGAAAAUAUGUUAAAACAAAUUUCCUGUCUAACCGCUGUACUGUAGCCAGUGUGGGUGUACCAUUUGAAGAAACCCUAGAAUUGGCUGAAUGCAUCGAUCCUAGUCGGGAGAAACCUCAGUGUGAGGAACAACCGCAAUCACGACCUAGAGGUGGAUUUGAAUAUUACGACCUGGGCGCAGGCAGUGACACUUGGAUUGCAGUAGCGGUACCAGGUUGUGGAACUGAUGACCUCAACAAUCUCUACAAGCAUGCAAUAUUAGCAUCUGCCUGUGGAACGGAGAACAUACAGGAAGGUGAACACGAGUACAACAGGAUCUGUCAACCGCCCCUCGGACUAAUGUCUGGAAUCGAUAUUUACACAAGUUUCCGAGCUUUUAAUAUUUCUUAUGCUGAACAUGGUGUGUUUGGUAUAAUAGCUAAAACAAGAUCGAGUACGGCGUGUAGGACUGCACUUGCAAUGUCUGAAUUCUUGGCCAAUAUUAGUGAUCUAGAUUUCAAGCAAAUUGCUAUUGGAAAGAAGCGACUUCAGUUGAGUCUAGCUCAGCAUGAAGAGGAUUGCGUAAAAGAGUCCGAAGGGUUCGCUCUGCAGGCCUUUAACAAUGUUCAAAUAGACAGUAUGUACAAUUUAAUUGAGCUAAUUGAUAAGAUUGCUCCAGACGAGAUAAAGAUUACUGCCAAGUCUCUGUCAGAUCACUCUACAGAUAUGGCAAUUGCAAUCGUGGGCGAUGUUGGUGUUGUUCCAACUGAUCAAGAAAUUUUAAAACGUGGA